This is a messenger RNA of Paecilomyces variotii, 1714 nucleotides long. Its product is annotated as folylpolyglutamate synthase. The record is from RefSeq and is a predicted model, not a curated record. Bases 277 to 1527 code for a protein of 416 amino acids. Lineage: Eukaryota; Fungi; Ascomycota; Eurotiomycetes; Eurotiales; Thermoascaceae. Gene Ontology annotation, biological process: folic acid-containing compound biosynthetic process. Gene Ontology annotation, cellular component: mitochondrion; cytosol; cytoplasm. The transcript has a single exon. Gene Ontology annotation, molecular function: tetrahydrofolylpolyglutamate synthase activity; dihydrofolate synthase activity; ATP binding.
GUACUUAUGUUUAUGCCUUAGGCACAAACAGUCAUCGUUGAACCUGACCUCUGAUACGCUCCGGCGCCGAAAUAUGCGAAAAGGACAUGCGACAAAUUCACGGCACCAUGCCGUCUCCUAUGACGAAUAUCAUAUUCAAUUGAGCUCCCUGAUAUUCCGCUGGACUGCUGGUAUCGCAGUUGAGGUGUCGCAUCCCACUUGUCGGUACCCCACGCCAGACGUGAGCCAUGCGCAGACUGAGUCAGAGCAGCCUCGAACAACUUUCCGCCUGGGACAAUGAUUGAGCUAGGCUUGAGCAGAAUAUCCCGUCUCCUCCAGCAUACGGUGAUUCCAUGGAGAGCUAUCCAUGUGGCUGGUACGAACGGAAAAGGGUCCACGACUGCAUACCUGUCCGCGCUGCUCACCGCUGGCGGCGUUCGUUGCGGGCGUUUUACUUCUCCCCAUUUGAUCGACCGCUGGGACUGCAUAACUAUCGACGAAAAGGUUGUCCAAGAAUCACUCUUUCGUCAAAUCGAGGAACAGGUCAAGCGACGGGACGAAAGCCUGGGGAUUGGGGCCAGCGAGUUUGAAUUGCUGACGGCGACCGCGUUCGAGAUCUUUAACCAUGAACAAGUCGAAGUUGGGGUGGUGGAGGUGGGAAUGGGAGGUCGUUUGGAUGCAACGAAUAUUCUUAGGGACGUGUUGGUGUCGGUCAUCUGCAAAAUCGGCCUCGAUCACCAGUCCUUGUUGGGGGACUCGAUUGAGAGUAUCACUCGAGAAAAAGCCGGUAUCUUGAAACCCGGUGUCCCUUGUGUCAUCGACGGCACAAAUCUGCCGGAAGCAAUCCGUGUCAUAAAGGACCGAGUCAGAGAACUGGAUAUAGAGUCCGUAUUCGUCAGACCGGAGACAGCGGACGGACUGUCGUCACUGCUUCCUCGUAUGUUUCAAGAGCUCGAUCUUGAGCCUCAUCAACAGGCUAACAUUUGCUGCGCCAUUGCUGCUCUGAAGAUGUGCCUCCCUCGGAUCCGGCCUGAACUCACAGUAGAUGCUCUACUACCGGAGCUCUCGAAAGUCCAAUGGCCAGGCCGCCUACAAACGGUUGCUCUAGACCCUUUGGUUGCUCGUCAGGGACCCGUCCUGUUGGAUGGUGCCCACAAUGCCCAAUCCGCUGAGGUCCUGGGACACCACGUCGAUCGCAAACUACGCCAGACUGGCCGUAAUGUUACUUGGGUUGUCGCAGCAUCUCGCGGGAAAGACCUCAAAGGACUAUUUCAUCCAAUUAUCAAGCCUGGAGAUAACGUCGCGACUGUUGCAUUUGGCCCGGUUGACGGCAUGCCGUGGGUGAAAGCGGUCGAUACAUCUGAACUCAUCACGUCUAUACAAGAUAUCCAAGGAAUUGGAAAGACCAAGAAUUUCGAUACCGACAUCGUUGGAGCCCUCAAUUGGGCGAGUACUACAUCACAAGGCGGUCCGUUGGUGAUAGCGGGCAGUCUCUACUUGGUCUCGGAUGUCCUCCGUCUACUCCGAGAGAGUAAGAAAGAUCUAUAGGAGGAAUAAUUCACCAAAUCUUUAGUAUCCAGUCACCAAACAUGCGCUUGUUUACUCCGUUUGGAAGAGAUGUGAGGUGGCUUUUGUCCUGGCUGGAAUGUGGAACAAGGGAUAUCCCCGCAUAGAAAUAGUGUACAUACUACAAGAUAAAGAAGAGGCUCAAGUCAAGAAUAAUCCCAUUCACUGC